Molecule: messenger RNA, 2044 nt
Organism: Poecilia reticulata (guppy)
Lineage: Eukaryota; Metazoa; Chordata; Actinopteri; Cyprinodontiformes; Poeciliidae
Gene: zpd
Product: zona pellucida glycoprotein d
Source: RefSeq, a predicted model, not a curated record
AGGUGAAACCAGGUGUGUCUGAUUGCAGCUGUUGAAAACGAGCGCAGGAGAGGCGGCGUGGAUCCUCUGUCAGCGCAGAGGAACAGAACCGAACCGAACCGAAUCUACUGAUUCCCGGAACAUGGGGCCGCUCGGUUUCAAGCUGAUCCUCUUCGGCUUCAUGUGUCUCAGAGUUGAAGGAAGCUGCAGCCUGGAGAACUGCAGUGACCCCCGGACCUGCGUUCUGUCCGCGGACCGGAGGACCUGCCGCUGCGCCGCGGGACUUUACGGCCCGAACUGCGAACACGGCGCGCAGGUGAAGGUCCUGUGCGGCAGAGACUUCAUGAGCAUCCGGGCCGCGGAGGAUUUCUUCUCCUACCUGAAGGUCCCGCUGGAGUCGCUGCACCUGCCGAACCGGUCCUGCCGGGCCCAGAGGGAGGUGAUCGCCGGGACGCCGUUCUUCAUGUUCCGGACCUCCAGGGAGAAGUACCUGGCCUGCGGAGGGAAACCGCUGCAGAACUCGACCCACCUCCUGUACUCCCUCACGGUCCAAUCGGAACCUCAGGUCAGCGGGAACAUCAUCAGAGACCCGGCCAUUAAGCUGGACUUCACCUGCGUCUACCCGAACCUUCGCAGAGUCAGCCUGCCUUUUCCGGUCCGGCCCAUCUCCAGCCAGACGGUGAUGCAGGUGGAGGAGACGGACGCCACCAUCCGGAUGGGGCUGUUCGCCGACAGCAGCUUCAGCCGGGCCUUGAGCGGCACGCCGACCAUAGAGCUGCAGGACCCGGUGCAUGUGGAGGUCUCCGUGGCUGAGCCUGCGGACUUCUUCCUGCUCCGGGUCGAUGACUGCUGGGCCAGCCAGUCCCGGCAGCCCAACGCCUCCAGACUGCUUCACAGCCUCAUCCAGAACGGCUGCGUGGCCGACCCCACCGUGACCUUCCUCCCGCUGGCUGAGGAGCGGGCCGGGCCCAAUGGCCGGAGCUCUGGGGUCCGGUUCCGCUUCCAGAUGUUCCGCUUCACCGCUGGACCCGCCGAGUUCUACCUGCACUGCCGCGUGCAGCUGUGCGAGCAGGAUGACCAGCCGUCCUGCCUGCCGAGCUGUGGCGCCAUCAGCAAGCGGGAAGCCGUCAGGCCGUUGCCCAGUCGUGGUCUGUUGUCUUACGGACCGAUCCGGGUCGAGGUUCCGGACCGGCCCGAGUCCAAUGUUCUGACGGCGGCGGUUCUUCCUGUGGCCGCAGUCUGGACGCUGGGCCUCUUCCUCACCCUCCUCAUCGUCGUGGCCAAGGCCGGCAGGAGGCGGGUCCCCGGACCCGAGGGCCCCUGAUGGCAGGAAGCUCCAAUAGACCCUCUUUCAUCACUUCCUGUUUUCCUCCUGUUCACAGCAGCUUUUUAUAAAACUCUAAAUACUUUCAAGUUCUAGAUGUGAUUCAUUCCAGCCAGAAAACCCAAAAUAAGAUUUAUUAUGUUUAUGAUGCAGAAAAUAACGUGUUAAAUCUGUUAUGAUGGAGGAACCGGACCAAACCGGACCGGGGGCUCAUGACGUGUUGAAGUCAUCCUGUAGACGGUCAAAUGAUUUUUGUUAAUUUUGCCAACAGAAAACUAAUAACUUACUAAAUAUUAAAGUGGUAAUAAAUAAAGUUGGAAAGAAACUAUUCCAAUUUUUUAUUAAAUCUGUUUGCACAGCUGCAAUUCUACAACAAGAACAGCAGGUGGCGGCCUCGGCUCCUUAUGAAUGUAGGUCAACUUCAGGAGGUACGGCAAGCCGUUUGACCAGAGAAUAAUCUAGUUAUUUCAAUUCAGAACAGGCCCAGAUUCAGCUGCUUGGAGGUCCCUUAAAGGGCCCGGCUACCUGCAGUUUAAAACCCUCAGUGAUCAACCAGGACCGAUUCUACUGGGGCCCUGGCCCCGUCGGGGCCCCACUGGCCCCCCAUCUAGAACCGUCCAUGGACUCGGCCAAUCACAGAGCAGCAGCUCUGGAGGUGAUGAUGCUCAGAACCGACAGAGUAACCGGGUUGUCGGGACCGGACUGCUUUAUAGAACAUGAAAUAAACAGAAUUGCAUCUUU